Messenger RNA from Hippocampus comes (tiger tail seahorse), 2765 nucleotides. RefSeq names its product transmembrane protein 240a (gene tmem240a). NCBI's taxonomy places the organism in Eukaryota, Metazoa, Chordata, Actinopteri, Syngnathiformes, Syngnathidae. The coding region runs from base 727 to 1254 and encodes 175 amino acids. The transcript is spliced from 4 exons. The record is from RefSeq and is a predicted model, not a curated record.
AGCGAAGCAUUAACCCAGCCCUCCUCUACCCCUCCCUCCCCUCCACGCCGCCCACCAUGCAGUGGUGUGCGCGCCCCGUCGUUGGAGUGGUUGCUGGUCUUGGUCUGAGCCGCUACUGCUGGUGGAUCGAGGAUGGGUUAGUCGUCAUGUGCGUGUGGCUCCGGGCAUCAGUACAGCUUGAUUCGGUCCUGGACUCAGGGCACAGCGUGAGUCUAACCAGCUCGCAGAAUUUGGCCAUCUCCAUGUCGACCGAGAGGGGAGUCGUCAGUGCACAUUUUUGACGCAUCCAUCCGGGGGAAAGUCACCGUUUUGGCCCCAUGGAGGACAGACUUUGCCGGUACUGAGGCGGAAUAUCCCGGGCGGAGGGAGAACGGAAAGCGAGGCAUCCCUUUUUGCCAGGAUACCUUUUCAUUUUUGUCCAUUUGAUUUUUCAAGAUGGAUUGAGAAAAGAUCGGAUCUUUUUGCAUUCUUAAUUAGGAGACAGCCGCUGAGCCCCAUCCGAGACACCGGGGAGGGGGUGUCGUUGGACGGCGAGGGCCCACUGCUGCUUCCCGUGGAACGGAGGAGGACACCGGAGGAGUAAGACAGGGAGGGAGGGGUACCCCGGGUAGUCUACAUCGGGAGCCAGGGGCUGUGCGGCGGCUCCAUGAGGAGGGAGAGCCCUGCAGAGCCCAGCCGGAGUAGAGAGAGAGAGAGGACCAGUGGUGGGCCAGUUUGGAAGUUUGGAUGCAUAUGAUCACAACCACCAUGAUUUUUAUGAUUCUGGGUGCUUCAGUUGUAAUGGCGAUCGCCUGUUUAAUGGACAUGAACGCACUACUAGAUCGCUUUCACAACUACAUCCUGCCACAUCUACGAGGGGAGGACCGCGUCUGUCACUGCAACUGUGGAAGGCAUCAUGUCCACUAUGUCAUUCCGUACGAUGGGGACCAUUCCCUGGUGGACUCCUCAGAGAACUACUUUGUCAGUGACAGUGUGACCAAGCAGGAGAUGGACUUGAUGCUGGGCCUUCUGCUGGGCUUCUGCAUCAGCUGGCUCUUGCUGUGGCUGGACGGCAUCCUGCACUGCGCCGUCAGGGCCUGGAGGUCGAGCCGCUACUACGAUACGCCAUCCUGGUCAUGGCUGCCACAGUUCUGCAACCUUCGAGAGUUGCGUCGCAGGGCCCAGCUCCGACAGUUAGACGACUCAAGUGGCAACAUGGUGCAUAUCAAGCAGAAGCUCUACCACAAUGGCCACCCAAGCCCCCGUCAUCUCUGACUCAACAGCAGAAUCACAACCAACCAACCUGAGCGUGUCCGGCUGGAAUCCUUCUUUCAUCCGCCCCCAAAUUUCACGGCACGUGGCCUCACAGGAAUCCCCACGCACCCUGCAUAACGUUACCCUCUGAAGAGCCCCAAGAGAAUUUUCCGCAGUCCGAAGCAGGCCCCCCAUCACCAUCAGAGAAAUGAAAUUCCCAAAUGAAGCAAGUUGGGUCCAACAUUUUGGGAGCAGGGACAAAAACAAAACAAAAAAAAACAUUUUUAAGGGUGUUUUUUUCUGUAUAGAGACCUUUUCUGUGUUGAUUGUUUAACUUGGCAUGCUCUUUUAGAACAGGGUACGAUGUGGGCAGUGUUUCCGUUUUUUAUUUUGGGUGGGAGAGUUGUUGCUUUGGGGUGGGUGGGUGAAUGCAACUCCUGGGUGGGUGGGUUUUUGUGAUGUUAGAUUGCUGCUUGUGUACAUAGAUAUAAAUAUGGACUGGGGGGUUAAAAACAAAACAAAAAAAAGAGGAAGUGGGUUUGAUAACUUGUUUAUCGAUAAGGAUUGGCUUGUUGGUCCAAAUUAUAGCAGCAGAACAGGAAGAUGAGUCUGUUUUAAAACUGGAUGUGACACCAUGUUAAAUUCUGCCAAAAAAACAAAAACAAAAGAAACACAGAUGAAUUAGCUUUAUCGUGAAUUACCUGAAUGUAGUAUUUUUUUCCGUGUAAAUAUGUGAGGGAGAGGGAACGAAAAGGGUUGUGGUUUGGGUUCUCUUUGCUACAUACAAUUAUCAUUUCUGAGAAUACACAGGAGGAGAACAUGUGUGCUUCCUGUUUUCAUGUACGUAGAUCCCUUUUCAUUUUUCUCACUUUUGUGUUGCCCGGCCAGUGGCCUCCUAGAAUUCACAGAGCUCAAGCAUAACUACCCAAUGAAAAAGAUAACACAAACUAAGGAAAUUACUCCAAACACAGCACAAUACGGAUUAUAGACCCUGUAAAGUGAAUUCAGAUAUGUUUCUCAAUACAUUCUACAAGUUUAAAGACACAGCUGAAAACGUGCUAAGACUGACAAUUAGCUAACACUCAUUUGUGUAUAGCGUGAAACUGUUUUUCACCUUUUAGGUUUUCCUGAUUUUUGGCGGGGCAUGAGUACAAUGUAGCCUAGUCACACAAUUUGGCAUCAGGCAUGAGUCUCUUCUCACCACUGAGAACGUCAAUGCCUUCACUCACAUCAGUGGCAAUUGCAUUACUGAGUUAUUAUUAGUUGGCUAAAGAUUAGCUUAUGAGCUAGCUGGUAGCUAGCGGCCUCUCAUCGUGGUGUGGAAAGCUCUGUGACGACCCACCUGGGGACUAUUCAUAUAUUUUUGCGGCUCACACAUGUAGAUAUGUGCCAGCAUAAGCACAGUGUGAUUUCACGCAUUCUGCAUACAUGGCCACAGCGUUGUGGAGACAACAGCGAAGAUGGAGACGACGGUUAACAACAAUCUUCUCUGUCAAGCAUUAAAUCUACUAGACAUAUAUAUUUUUGCCCGG